Messenger RNA from Chanos chanos (milkfish), 1261 nucleotides. RefSeq names its product low density lipoprotein receptor class A domain containing 4a (gene ldlrad4a). The coding region runs from base 1 to 927 and encodes 308 amino acids. The record is from RefSeq and is a predicted model, not a curated record. The transcript is spliced from 5 exons. Gene Ontology annotation, cellular component: early endosome membrane; Golgi membrane. Gene Ontology annotation, biological process: negative regulation of transforming growth factor beta receptor signaling pathway. NCBI's taxonomy places the organism in Eukaryota, Metazoa, Chordata, Actinopteri, Gonorynchiformes, Chanidae. Gene Ontology annotation, molecular function: R-SMAD binding.
AUGCAGGCAGCUGAUCACCCUGCCACAAAUACUUUCACAGAGUGCAAAUUCCGGUGCACCAAUGGUGUGUGCUUGCCCCUGGACUCGCUCAUCUGCAACCGACAGAACAACUGUGGGGACAACAGUGACGAGGAGAACUGCCCCGCCUCCACCCUCCACCCCCCCUCCACCUCCCUCGAAUCUGAACUGGAGUUUGUUCAGAUAAUAGUCAUAAUUGUGGUGAUGACUGUGAUGGUAGUUGUGAUCAUCUGCUUACUCAACCACUACAGGCUCUCUGCCUGGGCUUUCUUCACCCGUCAGAGCCAAGCCUGCAGACGAGAGGAGGCCAUGCAGCCGGAUGGUUGUGCAUGGCCAGCAGACAGUUUGGUGACACAGCAGGGAGCCACUGAGGUGAUGUAUGGGCCAAGGACACAGGAGCGUUUUAACGCGCCCUCCUUUAUGCAAAGGGACCGAUUUUGCCGCUUCCAGCCCACUUAUCCUUACCUGCAGCAGGAUAUCGACCUGCCCCCCACUAUCUGCCUGUCCGACGGAGAGGAGCUGCCCCCCUACAAGGGCCCCUGUACCCUGCAGCUCCGAGAUCCGGAGCAACAGCUGGAGCUCAGCCGAGCCUCCGUACGCGCCCCGCCAAACCGGACCAUCUUCGACAGCGAUCUCAUAGACGUAUACGUGCAUGGCGGCGGGCCACGCCCACCGAGCAGCAACUCUGGCAAGAGCGCCUCGAACUCACGAAUGGAGGGGCCUCCGCCCACGUACAGCGAGGUCAUGGGCCAGUCGUAUCCCGGCUCGUCAUCCUUCCUUCACCAGCACAGCAAUAACGCCCCGCCCUCCGCGCAGCGGACAGCCAAUCGGACGGGCCAGCCCAGCGGCAGCGCAAGCACAACAGUGUCCGUCAAGGCCAAGGACAGUCGGCGGGAAAAACCGGUGUGACUGGGAGGCAAAAAAAAAGAAGUGGGACGGGAUGAGGGAGGGACUAUGUAUACCCAGGAACCUCCUCUUAUAGCUAAAGGGGCGUGGCCUCCCUCUCAACACGUCCCAUGCACAAAUUUGAACAGAAUUGAGGAACCAAGCUAACAAAUGAUGCUUUUUUUUGUAUUCGUUUUUGUUUUGUUUUCGUUUUUGUUUUCUUUUUCCUCUUGCUAGAACUGUGGGCCUUGCGUUGAUGUUUCGGCUUAUUGGCUAAUUUAUGUACAUUUGUUUCUUUGUUUGAUUUUUGUAUGCUUUUCCUUUAUUUAAAGAGAUAAAAAGAGUGUUGGCACGGAUG